This is a messenger RNA of Penicillium egyptiacum, 2100 nucleotides long. The record is from the annotation of a GenBank genome assembly. Lineage: Eukaryota; Fungi; Ascomycota; Eurotiomycetes; Eurotiales; Aspergillaceae.
AUGUCAGGAAGUACAUACCAGGAGGUGAUCGGAAAGGUCGCCAUCAAUCUCAAGUCGCACGAACCCAGAAUACGCGAUAUCCCAGAGGACCCGUGGACGACAUCCGCCCCCCCUUCUAGGAAGCUUGGACGUGACGACUACACAACAGGGCCUGACCUCUUAGCCUCUCUAGGUUAUGGGCCCGGAAGCUAUAUUCAACCUUCCUCUUUUUCAUCCUCCAAUCGCCUCUCUCGACGAUACACCAGCCGACCAGGCCACCCACGUGUAGAGUUUUCACACUCGCCAGGCGCUAUCAGCAAAGAAAGUGCACCCCUCUCUCUCGAUGGUCACUAUCUCUCAGCAUCUCUCCUUCGAUGCACACUAUCUCAGUGCCUAUUCAUCAACGCACUCAUUAACAAUAAGCUACCUACGGGGUCAACCUUCUUCCCUGAAUUCAACGCGGGCAUCUCCACAAUCCACACUCCGCUUUCAUACUCUGUCAACAUGUGUUCCAACAGCAGCAGCUUCGCAGUGCCCAAGCUCUCAGAGCUCGUCCCCAUUCUUACUGGCCAAACCAACUUUGCCUCGUGGUCCACCGCACCCAAGUGCGUUCUCGACGCCCGGGAUCCUCAUCUUUCUGAGAUCCUCACCGGCACUCAGGCUCAGGCAGCUGCCAAGAAUCCUCGUAGUGGACUCGAACAUCUUGCCACCUUCUCUUGUCUGUUUAUCGGUAGUGGAAGUGCCAUUGCUACCGCGGGCCCUGUCGGCGCCCUGAUUGCAUUCACCUUUAUUGGAUCAAUCGUGUAUUCAGUCAUGAUAGCCUUGGGUGAGGUGGCCACCUACCUACCAAUCGCAGGAGCGUUUGCCACAUAUGCAACGCGCCUGGUAGAUCCCAGCCUAGGCUUUGCAAUGGGUUGGAUCUACUGGUUUUCAUGGGCCUCGACAUUUGCCCUUGAGUUGACUGCCACUGGCCUGAUCAUUCAAUAUUGGGAUGGCACGAUCCCAAUGGCAAUAUUCAUUGCUGUUUUUUGGGUUGUUAUCAUAAUCUUGAACAUGUUUCCUGUGAGCUGCUAUGGUGAAGUCGAAUUCUGGCUUUCGAGUAUCAAAAUCAUCACCGUGGUCGGGUUUAUGAUAUUCGCCAUUUGCGUCAAUGCUGGCGUUGGCAGGGAGGGCUAUCUGGGUUUCAGAUACUGGGUGCAUCCAGGCCCAUUCCGCGCUUAUCUGAUCGAAGAUUCUGGUCAAGACGCUCUGGCCAAAUUCGUCGGAUUCUGGGCCAUUUUGAUCAAAGCCGGGUUCUCAUACCAAGGUACCGAGCUGGUCGGUAUUGCAGCGGGUGAAACGGAAGACCCUCGCAAAAACAUCCCCUCUGCAAUUCGAAAGACCUUCUUUCGGAUCGUGUUUUUCUUUGUUUUUACGAUUUUCUUCGUCGGCAUCGUCGUGCCAUCCGACGAUAAACGCCUUACCUCCGAUGACAGCGGUACAAAUGCGGAUGCAUCCCCCUUCGUCAUUGCUGCGAAACGUGCUGGUGUCAACGUCUUGCCCAGUAUCAUCAACGCAGUCCUGCUUACUGUGGUCCUUUCCGCUGCCAAUUCAAACGUCUACAGCGGCAGUCGGAUCCUAGUCGGUUUGGCUCAUGAGGGUUUCGCUCCUCGGCUUUUCUUGAAGACAACCAAACACGGCGUGCCCUAUGCAAGUGUUGGGUUUACGGCUCUUUUUGGCCUGUUGGGCUUCCUUAAUGUCUCAAAUGCUGGAGCCACGGUCUUUAACUGGUUGAUGCAGAUUGCUGGCUUGGCAGGUUUUAUUACCUGGGCAUCUCUGAAUAUUUGCCAUCUAUCAUUUAUGAAAGCCUUAGCUGCGCAAGGCAUUUCACGUGACACUCUUCCAUAUAAGGCUCCUUGGCAGCCCUUUUUCUCGUGGUACGGCUUGUUCUUCAACUUGCUUAUCAUCAUCACCCAGGGCUUCACUGCUUUCAUUCCGAAGUUCAGUGUUACCGACUUCUUCAUCAACUACCUCAGUCUCAUAUUGUUUGCGGUGCUAUACAUUGGUCAUAAGGUUGUGUUCCGGCCGGGAUUUGUGAAGCCUGAAAAGGCGGACAUUGACACAGGUCGAUUUGAGGAAUGA